GUUAAACCAAGAGGCGAUCGAAGUAUCUAUUUAAACAACGCACACCAAUGACUGGGUUUUCAGGCAACAUUCUGUGGUUCAUGUUGGUAUGGACGUCUCUGAUAAUUAAUGCCAUGCUGGGAGUCAUCAUGGCAACUCGGAUACAUGCUAUGUACCAAGGAUCCAAGAGGAUACUCAUCUUUCUCAUUGUGGUCUUACUGGCUUGUACGAUUGCCUCCAUGGUUAUGGCGGUGAUAGGGAACAUCGGUGCUUCAGGAGUGGAGAUGAUCCUUUCUGGCAACCAUCAGUGUUUCGAAAAUAUGACCGCAGAGGAUGGACGUCUGAAUACCGAGACUACGGUACCCACCACUGUAUGGGAGAUCCUUGCCUUGUGUCUUGCAGUCUGGAUUGUUAUCAAACACUUCCGUGAACUGCAAAAAUCGCCGACAGGGGCGAAUAUUAGAGAGUGUCUUAUGGUUUUAAUGAGGGGUCAUAUGCUAUACUUUGUAGUCUUUGUCGCUGUGUCUUGCUUCAACCUCGGCACGCUGUCUCAGAAUCUCUCGCACUUUUCUGCGGCAGUCGGUUUUUAUAACGGUAUUGGCGAAGUUGCCCAGGCCAUGCAGAUGUUUGUGCUAGGACCGCGUCUCAUCCUUAACAUUCGAGAAUAUCACGCUCAGCGCGUGGAGAGCUCUGACGAAGCAACUUGCUUCACCACAAUCGAUUUCCCUUAGUUGUACAGGGCAGAUAAUGGAUCGUCUAUUAAGGAGAUUUUCGAUGUCUAGGAUAACUUUUGCGACAUCAGACAAUAAAGAAGCAGACUGCCGAGAAGAACGUCAACUUCAGCGCACUACGCCACGCGCCUGGGAAGAUUGAAUUUUUUU
Molecule: messenger RNA, 860 nt
Organism: Suillus fuscotomentosus
Lineage: Eukaryota; Fungi; Basidiomycota; Agaricomycetes; Boletales; Suillaceae
Exons: 5
Coding region: 48-710 (220 amino acids)
Source: RefSeq, a predicted model, not a curated record